AUGGUGCUGCUGAGCCCGACGAUCGGUGGUCUUAGGAAACUGGUUAACGUAUGUGAAAGGUACGCGGCUAAACAUGGCCUCAAAUAUAAUGUUUCAAAAAGUGAGCUCAUGAUAUUUAAAGCUGGUACAAAGUCACCCGAGCAGGUCCCUCCCGUUACUCUGAACGGAAUACCGAUGAAUGUGGUCACUAGCUUUAAAUAUCUUGGUCACAUGGUCACGGAACACCUACGUGAUGACGAGGACAUGGAUAGAGAGCGUAGGGCGCUGUCGAUCAGAGGCAAUAUGAUAGCUCACAGGUUCAAGCGUUGUGCGGCGAGUGUUAAAAUAACUCUCUUUCGAGCGCACUGUACGUCAUUUUACACUUGCAGCCUGUGGGCUCGUUAUACGCAGCGCUCGUUGAGUGCACUACGAGUUCAGUACAAUAACGCGUUCAGGGCGUUGUUGGGGCUGCCGCGCUGGUGCAGUGCGUCGGGCAUGUUCGCGGACGCGCACGUGGACGGUUUCCACGCCGUGCUCCGCAAGCGGUAUGCCGCGGCGCUCUGCAGGCUGCGCGCCAGCACCAACACCAUCCUGGCCGUUAUAGCGGAUAGGCUGGACUCUUGUUACGUCCAACACUGGGUCAGAGCCCAUGCCAUAAAAUAG
Molecule: messenger RNA, 642 nt
Organism: Helicoverpa armigera (cotton bollworm)
Lineage: Eukaryota; Metazoa; Arthropoda; Insecta; Lepidoptera; Noctuidae
Exons: 1
Coding region: 1-642 (213 amino acids)
Source: RefSeq, a predicted model, not a curated record